AUGGCCAAACCCGCCAAGUUCUUGCGUAAUGUUCCACGCUGGUCGACGCUGUUUCCGGUGGUGCUGUAUGUGCUGUUUAUCCUGUGCAUCCUAGUGUUGGCGUUUUCCUCCCGAGGGCAAAGUGAUGGAAAGUUCCGAAAAGGUGAACAUGGGUCCAUCAAUGGUGUGUCAAACAACAGUCCAAACGUGCCCGCCGCCCCGCUCGUGUACCGUAAGCUGGAGGAGAGUGUUGUCAAAGAGUUGUCCGCGGCAUUCGCUAAAGCCGAUACGAAUGGUGACAAGCAUCUGACCGUGCAAGAGUUGGCAAAGUUUAUAAAUUUCAAAAUUCGCGAACACAUCGACGAAGCCAUUCGCACCAAUCCAAUCAUGUUUGUCGAGAUUGACCAUAAGCCGCGCGAUGGUCUUGUAAGCUGGGACGAGUACCAAAGCUAUUGGUUGCGGACGAAAGGCAUCCAAGGGGACAGCCACAUGAAGAAAGCCAUGUUUGAUAAGCUGGACCGCAAGAUAAAGGAAUCGAUUGCACGGGACAAGGCACACUGGAUGGAAGCGGCCCGUACCGAUCCGCUCAGCUUGACACUGGAUGAGUUCCUAUCCUUCCGGCAUCCGGAAUCGAGCACGGUUAAUUUGCUGAACCUGGUUGACGAUAUACUGCGCCAGUUCGAUGUGGACGGUGAUGAUCUGUUGACGGUGGAGGAAUUUUCCGACGUUCAAACGACGGAUCUGGGCGAGGGCAAAAAGUUCAUCCUUUCGCAGAACGUACGCGAACGGAGGGAAGAGUUCGCGAAGGUAAUUGACAAAAACCGUGACGGCAAAGCGGACCGGGGGGAACUGCUUUCGUACGUUGAUCCACGGCAUCCACGUUACGCCAUUCAGGAAGCUUCGACGUUAUUCUCUCUAGCAGACGCAAACAGUGAUAAGAAACUCGUAAUGCACGAGGUGCUGGCCAGCUCGGCAAUAUUCAUAUCCUCGAAGAUGAUCCAUACGGCAGAAAGUUUUCACGAUGAAUUUUAG
Anopheles marshallii is the source of this 1011-nucleotide messenger RNA. It is a transcript of the gene myd, whose product is annotated as 45 kDa calcium-binding protein. Gene Ontology annotation, molecular function: calcium ion binding. Gene Ontology annotation, biological process: calcium-ion regulated exocytosis. The record is from RefSeq and is a predicted model, not a curated record. The transcript has 3 exons. Lineage: Eukaryota; Metazoa; Arthropoda; Insecta; Diptera; Culicidae. Gene Ontology annotation, cellular component: endoplasmic reticulum. Bases 1 to 1011 code for a protein of 336 amino acids.